AUGACUAAGUUUGUGGCUCUCCUCAGCGUGUGCUCCAUCAUUUUCCAUUUUUGCGGGGCGUUCAAGCUACCGCAUUGUUGCGAAAGGUGGGUGCUGCGGAGUGGAGGAGGACAUCCCGUUGGCGCCACGCAGCGGCACGGCGUCUACCCCAGCAAGGGCAAAGGGAGAGAAGGGAUAGGCAACAAUGCACCGCCCUGCUACCACAACAGACUGCGAAACCAUGGGGGGAAUAACCACACCAGGGUGUUUUACAAAAGCAAAAAGGAAAGGGACAUCCAGGAGUCAGGCUACCUAUACCCCUUCGAUCACUUAGAGAAAAAAAAAACGAAAUUUCCUCCGGACCCCUACCAGCCAAGUGACGAAGAGAGGGAAGAAAACGCGGCAGAUGUGCUCGAUGAGCAGCUAAGCGAUGAUGAGCUGCUCAGCUUUGACGAGGACGACGAUGCGAAGAGGCACUUUGGGGAGACAACCUUCAACGCGCCCAUCAGUGGGGGCGGCGCGGAUGGCGCGGAGGACGCGGAUGGUGUGGAUGCUGCAGAUGGUACUGAUGGCGCGGAUGACGCAGAGGGGGCGAAUGUUUCCGACCAGGCGGACGAGCUCAUCCCGCGCGAGCUCGUGGCGGAGGCCGCUAAACGGAGCGCCGCUCCAGACGAACCGCAGCGCGAACGGGAGGUGGUAACGAUCAGCGUGCAUUCCGCAGGAGAAGAGAGAAUCGAAGCAGAAGUGAUGAAGGACCAGCUGUACUACCUCUUUCACUCCUCCAUGGACAGCGCCUUCAUCGAGUUCUUUCGACUGCAAAUAGAGUUGUCAAUCCGUUCAGAGGAGAAAAACAUAUCCGCAGCGUACACCUUUGGGGAAAGCAACUACCAGGUGCCAAUAUCGUGUGUGGAAGACCUAAUAAACUUUUCCAAUCGUUUGCAAAAAUUGCUGACCAGCAGAAUGGAAGAUGCUCGCAGGGACCAAACCGAUGGAGAGAUGACCUACUUGAGCAAAAGCAUGCGGAAAGAACUCGAGAGGGGGAAAAAACAAAGGAACAUCACACACACGUCGAAAAGGAACUUACAGAUGAGCAUCGAGUCGUCCUUAAAGCUGAUUGAAAAGUGCACCGAAAAGAUGUACAGGCAAAACUAUGAACGUACUUUGCACGAUUUAAAAUUAGCCUACAGCAUGCUGCCGUGUAAAUACUACGGAUUUUUCCUCUCCAGCAUUUGUGCCAACAUAUCGAUGCUGUCCUACUACACAAAUGACAUGCAAGGCGCGUUGAACUUUUCGCUAAAGGCAAUAAAGUACGAACCCAAAUACGCGUUGGCGUGGAAAUGCCUGGGAGAUGCUUACAGAAGCUUCCGCAAAUUUUGGCAGGCCCACAAUUUCUACGAGAUAGCAAUACACUUGGGGUAUACAGACGAUAAGGGAGAGAACUUCAAAGAAAUCGUGGCCGAGUUAAAAAAAUUGACUGUGGCUGCUUUGAAGAAGGCAGAUAUGUUGAAGGAAAAUAUGAACAACUGCAGCAACGUUGUCGUGAAGAAGAACAUCGGAAUUGUGUUGAACAAAAAUCCGGAUUCGAUUGGGGGCUGUUACGUCUCCUACAUCAUUGAGGGGGGAAAAGCGAGCAAAAAGAAUUUCCACCACGGGGACCAAAUCGUUGCACUUAACAACAUCGUGACGUAUGGGAAGCCAAUUGACUUUUGCCUGAAAGCUUUCCAAAAGAAUGAGGGCUCCUACGACAUCGUCUUUUUCAGGGGCAACAUUAUCGAGCUGUACGGCCUGCGCGCCUACCAGUAUUUGCUCGAGCGUGGCCUUUUUCACACCCUCUUUGAAAACGAAAAAAUCGCGUCCUUCAAGCGGAACGAGGCCAUUCUGUUUGACUUGCGCGGGUUCGGCACCUUUUCCGAGUACGGCGUGUCGCUGGGGGGGGCGUAAAUGAGGCGGUAAAGUGGGG
Plasmodium vivax (malaria parasite P. vivax) is the source of this 1939-nucleotide messenger RNA. RefSeq lists its product as hypothetical. Bases 1 to 1920 code for a protein of 639 amino acids. The record is from RefSeq and is a predicted model, not a curated record. Gene Ontology annotation, molecular function: protein binding. NCBI's taxonomy places the organism in Eukaryota, Apicomplexa, Aconoidasida, Haemosporida, Plasmodiidae. The transcript has a single exon.